AUUAAGAGAGACGCAUGGACAGGCCAGUGUCUGAGUAUCAGAUUCGAGUUUAUGGUCAUGAUGUCAUCCACGGUGAAAACGAAUUUCCUGCACCAGCAGCCGAGGAAGAUAAGGACGAAGUGCGUUGUGCGGGCCGGGCGCUGUGUGUGAAGCACUUUACAAACACUUCCUUUCCGGGCACCGCCGCCGGCGAGGUGGUGGCAUCCAUGGUACAAGGCGGCCGGAGGGAGGAUGUGUCCGGGGUUGGGCCGCUGGUGGCAGGCAGGUUCGGGUCCCUUCCAGAGCCGACCCCCCAGGAGGGUUUGCUGGACCACCGGCGACCUGGUGGACCGAAGCCCGAAUGAAAUCUCGCCAAGGACUAUAGGAAGUCACCUGCUCUUGUUAAUAUUAUGGUUUUUUUCCCUUUUCCAGGCAAUUUAAGGGAAUAUGUUUAAUAGAAAUAAACUAUCUCCUUCCUUUAAAUUAGCCACAAAAAUGUCUGGGAGAAAUUUUGAUGAAAACACAGGGAAUCCAUGGAGGGGUAUUUUAAUCUGUAGGAAGUAAUAGAACUGUAGCUGUUUUGGAGAUACUUGCUAGACAAUUUUUCGUGCGUGGGAAAGUUGGGGAAUGAUUUAGAAUCCUAAAAAAAAAGACAGAAAGUCUUUUUACUGAGUACUUAAUGGUUUUUCCUUAGAAUAUGGAGAUAAUAACAAUAAUCUAAAGGAAACCACCUACGUUUUCUGGGUGCAUAGACAAUAGUUCUCUUUUAAAGCUGUAUAAGAGUUUCAUUACAAAUAAUACUUGUGAAGCGCUUGGAAUAGAGCUUUUGUAUUGUGAAGUGGGUAGCAUGUUAAUGGUGACAAGUAGCUUUCACCAUAUCCUGUAACUGUCAUACUCUCCCAACUUCACCUGGGCUAAGAAUGUCAGUGAGAAUUGCCCAUCCAGGCAAGGAAGUCAUCCCAGGUGAGGUAGAAUGUGCUUUGUCCCCUCAAUUAAAGAAAACUAUCUACUACUUCGGGUUGCUGUUGGGGUUAUUUGGACGUAGUCUAGAUGAGUCUGCUUUCUCUUUUUCCCAUCAUCAUCAUCAUCAUCAUCAUCAUCAUCACUCGAGGCCUGAUGCACAAAAAUUCUUGCAAGACUAGGCCUUUCUUCCCCUGGCUGCCGGCACCAGCUUCCCUCCUCAGUCCGCCGGAACCCUGAUUGCUCUCCUUCAACACGUUCAAUAUGAAGUUACUAGUAAUACUUUUAUUUUCCGGACUUAUACCUGCGUGUAGAGGUAGUAACUCUUCGUAUAGUUUGCCACCGAAGUUACUACUGGUGUCCUUUGAUGGCUUCAGAGCUGACUAUCUACAGAACUAUGAAUUUCCUCAUCUCCAGAAUUUUAUCAAAGAAGGCGUCUUAGUGGAGCAUGUUAAAAAUGUUUUCAUCACAAAGACAUUUCCAAACCACUAUAGUAUUGUGACGGGCUUGUAUGAAGAAAGCCAUGGCAUUGUAGCUAAUUCCAUGUAUGAUGUAAUCACCAAGAAAUAUUUUUCUGACUUUAAUGACAGGGAUCCUUUUUGGUGGAAUGAGGCAGUACCUAUUUGGGUGACUAAUGAGCUUCAAGAAAACAGAUCAAGUGCUGCUGCUAUGUGGCCUGGCACCGAUAUACCCAUUCACAAUACCACUCCUUCCUAUUUUAUGAAUUAUAGCUCCUCAGUAUCAUUUAAGGAGAGACUAAAUAAUAUUACCAUGUGGCUGAGCAAUUCGAACCCACCAGUUACUUUUGCUGCGCUCUAUUGGGAAGAACCAGAUGCAAGUGGACAUAAAUAUGGACCCGAAGAUAAAGAAAAUAUGCGCAGAGUAUUGAAAGAAAUAGAUGACCUUAUUGGUGACUUAGUCCACAAACUCAAAAUGUUAGGAUUGUGGGAAAAUCUUAAUGUGAUCAUUACAAGCGACCAUGGGAUGACCCAGUGUUCUAAGGAAAGACUGAUAAACUUGGAUAUCUGCCUCAAUCGUUCAGACUACACUCUUAUAGAUUUGACCCCAGUUGCUGCAAUACUUCCCAAAAUAAAUAAAACAGAGGUUUAUAACAAACUAAAAAACUGUAGCUCUCACAUGAAUGUUUAUCUCAAAGAAGACAUUCCUGCUAGGUUUCAUUAUCAACAUAAUGAUCGAAUUCAGCCUAUUAUUUUGGUUGCUGAUGAAGGCUGGACAAUUGUGCUAAAUAAUUCAUCACUAAAAUGUGACCAUGGUUAUGAUAAUUCUUUGUCUAGUAUGCAUCCAUUUCUGGCUGCCCACGGUCCUGCAUUUCACAAAGGCUACAAACAAUGCACAAUUGACAGUGUGGAUAUUUAUCCAAUGAUGUGCCACAUCCUGGGACUAAAACCACAUCCCAAUAAUGGAACCUUUGGUCAUAUUCAGUGUUUGUUAGUUGACCAGUGGUGCAUUAGACUCCCAGAAGCCAUUGGAAUUGUUUUUGGUGUACUCUUGAUCUUAACCAUUCUAACGUGCCUCUUCAUAAUCAUGCAGAAUAGACUGUCUGCACCGCAGCCAUUUUCCCGACUUCAGUUACAAGAAGAUGAUGAUGAUCCUUUAAUUGACUAAUAAUAUGUGCUGGAGUUUAUACAAAGUGUUUUUGCUUAGUCACAAAACCAAGGAUACACCCAAAUGUGUUAUAACUAUGAAAAAGUAUACUUUGAAAGACAAAGAAUUUAUACCAAGCAUGCUAAAAUUGUGUUUUACUUUUCUUUGUGUUUUCUUUUGGUGCAUUAGCUAAUACCAAAAACAAAAACACCCUGAACAUUGUAAACAUUGCUGAUAGAUUAUUAGUUAACACUAUUUCUCUAACUAGAAACAUUUUUAAGAAAAAUACUGCCUCUGCCUUUCUUUGUGCAAUGAAAAUUUGACAUAUGAAAAUAUAACAAAAUUUAGUAGGCAUACUUUUCUAAUAAAUUUUUAUAUUUGUAAAUGAAACAACAGAAUCUUUAUGUAAUUAGUGGAAUUUAUGCAUCAGGGAGGAAAAGUUUUCUAUAUUUUUAUAUUUACCUUUAAUGGAGUUUGUAUCCUAAGUAAACCCUUGAGUUAGGAAAUUCUCUGUGAUAGUUAUAUAAAAUCAGUUAACCAGGCCGAAAAGAUCAAGCAUAUAAAGAUAGUAUUUUAAGAAGUUAUUAUAAAAAACUAUCAAAGACAAUGUGGUACAAAGCCUCUGUCUUCACCAUUGUGUCUUUGUUAAGACCCUUAAGCUGUUGAAAUCUCAGAAGUUUUCUUUUGAAGAUUAUUGCUAAUAAGAAAUUAAUAGAGAAAAGUGGAUUGCUCUGUGCUUACUGGCUUUUGUAAGUUAUUUGUGUGUGUGCACAAGUGUGUUAGCAUGUAUGGGUGUGCAGACUGUAGUCAACUUAUGGAAGGAGAUCAGAGAUGGACUUGACCAUAGAUAGGCUUCUGCAUUCCCAUAGAACCCAGCUCUUAGGAAAGGUUAUAUUUGCAUUCAUAUUUGUUUCCCUUCGUCUAACUCACAACUUAAAAUCAUAAUUUUAAAAAUGCAUUCAUUUUUGUUACCAUUUUUAACCUUCUCAUGUUGAUGAUUAUAAUUAGAAGUAUCAAAGAGCUACAGAAAAAUUUAUGACCUGAUUAUAUAUUUGGUUUUGAUGAGUCAGAAUGAGAAAAAGAUAUUUUUAUGUUAAUCUUUGGACUUUUAUGCCUUACUUUUUAGACAACAGAGUAGUUAUAUUUAAAGUGGAAUUUAAUAUCUGUUGCUGUUUUACAUUAUCUGUAUGUUAAAUGACAGAAUAAGCUUUCAACAGUGCCUAACGUUUCCUAGCUUGAGUGCUAGGUGGAACCUUCUAAUAAUCAAAAUUAAUAUGAAGAAACUGAGUUGUGACAGACUAGAUUAUAUGUAUUAGAGGAAAACUUGGGUUCAGGAACCAUUCUUUGGAAGUUGAGGCAAGCAAUUGCUAUUAAUAGUGUGAUCUUUAAAGUUUUGACAAUACAAAAUAAAGUAGGCACCCAGUUCGCAGAUACAGAAAUUAUUUACAGUAAAUAUGCAGCCCAGUGAAAUGUUGAUUAUCUGUGAUGGUUAAGAGCAAUGGUGCUAAUCAUCAAGUGUUUAAUUCACCCUGUCUGGUCACUGCUGGGUUCCUGAUCCUGGUAUUAGUGCCUGUUGUAUCUGGGGUUCUUGAGAAGCAUUUCCACAUCCUGUAUAAAUAGGUGACACUGAUAGUGACCAUAAGUUGACUGUAUUAAGAACAACAUAAUACAUAAAUGAAAUAAAGCCAAUAGGGCUAAUUUUGCUUUUUGACACAUUUUAUUACUGAAGUUUUUCCUCACAUAAAAGUUAUCUUAAAGGUAAUAGUUGAUUUGAAUGAAAUAAUAGAAAAUUUUCUUUUCUACUCCAAUUGCCAUUAAAAAAAUACCAACAAAGAGUACAACAGUCACAUUUAAAGCCCUGGAUAUUUUAAAAAUAGUAGGAGGGUAAUUUAUACUAUUUGAGUAGUCUUUGGUCCUUGGAAAGGUGUGAGUUUUAGUGAUUGCAUUAGCUUGAUGGUGGUACGAGUUUCAGUGAACUAUACGUGGCAUCCAACCUGUGAGUAGAUUUUAUAUAGGAUGGGAUAGGAAGGGAUGCUGUCUGUGUCUUAACCCCUGAACAAAAGACAUUUACCUACUUGUCUUAUCUCUCAGUCUCAAGAUAUUAACUUUAAUUGAAAUUGUAAAUAUAUAUAUAUAUAUAUGUUCAUGUAUAGAAUUUAUUUAAUCAAAGAGGUGUUUUAUUAUUAUAUUGAACUCUGUGUUAAUUCAUUUGUAUUUAUAAAAACUAUCGCUGUCAAAGCUAAUGAUCCUCCAAUACACGGGAAAAGUCUUUUAGUAAAGUAGGCUUUUACAGUAAGGUUUUGAUGUAUAUUAUAUAAUUGGCAAAUGUACCUUGCUGUUUUCUGGGUGAUAGAAAGUAUUUAGCUGUUUAUGACAUUUAACUGUUUGACAAUACUCAAAGUUAAUAGGAUAAUUUUUUAUUAGGUGUUUUUUUUUAUUCAGUGAGUGCAUUCAGAAUAAGUACGUUAACUGAUAAUGGGUACAGUUCUGCUCUCAUUAACAUGCAGGUUCUCUGGUCCAUGCUCUGUACUAUAGGCUUUGUGUUAUUGUUCCAUUAAGCUUGCUCUAAGAGGUAAAUGUUUGGAACAUUAAAGGAUUAAAAAUGCCUUUGCAUUAUUCUUGGGUUCCUCUCUUUCUAGCCUAUAUCUGGUAAGCUUUAAGGGUGAAUGCAUUUAAUUUCUUUUAUUUGGAGGGUUUUACUUCAUUGUGAAUACCUAAAGCUACAAAUGAAGGACAAAGAUGAUAUGGAAAGUGUUUAUUUAUUGUCAAUUCUUAAAGUAGUGUGUAAAUAAAAUGACAGUGUGCUUUAAAAAUUUUGUAAUAUAGUGCCUUAAGUUGAAGUAAAAUGUAUUUUGAUUUAUUAUUUGAAUUCAUAGUUAAUGACUUUGAUUUUAAAAUGUAUCUGAAUAAAAUCUACCAAUACAUUUUCACUGUAUUACUAAA
Myotis lucifugus (little brown bat) is the source of this 5487-nucleotide messenger RNA. RefSeq names its product ectonucleotide pyrophosphatase/phosphodiesterase 4 (gene ENPP4). The transcript has 4 exons. The coding region runs from base 1204 to 2565 and encodes 453 amino acids. The record is from RefSeq and is a predicted model, not a curated record. NCBI's taxonomy places the organism in Eukaryota, Metazoa, Chordata, Mammalia, Chiroptera, Vespertilionidae.